Molecule: messenger RNA, 1573 nt
Organism: Etheostoma cragini (Arkansas darter)
Lineage: Eukaryota; Metazoa; Chordata; Actinopteri; Perciformes; Percidae
Gene: peds1b
Product: transmembrane protein 189
Exons: 6
Coding region: 103-930 (275 amino acids)
Molecular function (GO): oxidoreductase activity
Source: RefSeq, a predicted model, not a curated record
AUUGGUUGAAAACGUUACGCUGUCUGUGGGCUGAGAGCUUGAUGAUUCUGUUGGUUCCGGAAAAAUUAGAGAGAUUGAAGGGGCUGGGCCCACAGUAGAGAAAUGGCGAGGACGGCUAACGAGAACGGGUGCGAAGAACAAACACGGAGCCAGGAGCCGCGAGGACCGGGCCUGGGUUCGGCCAGAUGGGGUCCACAACACGCCGGUGCCCGAGAACUAGCAAAUCUAUACUCACCAGGCAAAAGAUGUCAGGAGUGGAUAAGUGUCAUCCUCUGCUUCACUCUCAUGGCCUUCAAUUUCAUUCACCUUCUUGCCAAUUUCCACCUGGGACAUCUGUGGUACAUCCUGUUGAGUGUUGUGGCAGGAAUACUUACCGCGGACUUUGCUUCAGGACUUGUUCACUGGGGGGCUGAUACAUGGGGAUCAGUGGAUCUUCCCAUAUUUGGGAAGGCUUUUAUAAGACCAUUUAGAGAGCACCACAUCGAUCCCACAGCCAUCACCCGUCACGACUUCAUUGAGACCAAUGGCGACAACUGCAUGCUUACCAUAGUCCCUUUAGCAAACAUGGCCUUCAGCUUCCUCACUCUCACCCCCGCGGAGAUUUACCGUGUCUACCCCUGGUACUGCUACUUGUUCGCGCUGGGCAUCUUUGUGACCCUGACCAACCAGAUUCACAAGUGGUCGCACACGUAUUUUGGCCUGCCUCGUUGGGUUGUGUUCCUGCAGGACUUCCACGUUAUCCUUCCCCGCAAGCACCACCGCAUCCACCACGUCUCCCCUCAUGAGACGUACUUCUGCAUCACUACAGGUUGGCUGAACUACCCUCUGGAGAAGAUGGCUUUCUGGAAGAACCUGGAGGAUCUUAUCCAGGGCGUGACGGGAGAGAAGCCCAGGUCCGACGACCUGAAAUGGGCUCAAAAAGUGAAGUAACGCCGCAGGCUAACUGCACCCUACCUCAGAAGACGCUGGCUCUGUGCGACCUUCUCAUCCCCCUUUUUUGCCUCACACAGACUGUAAUCCAUAGAAAGCAAAACUAACAAACACUUUCUGAUGCCAUAGCUUUAAGUCUUGCACAUUUUGUCUGUUUUUCAAGAGGAGGGCUCUGUUGAUGGAAUUUUUCAUUACUCCCUCGUGGAGAUCAUUAUUUCAAAAUUGCAAUAUAUCCUAAACUCUUCGUAUGCCUAACGCAACUUAUAACGUUUUUGAGGUGAUUUAAAAAUAAAGAGAAGGUUUGAUCAGAUACAGAUAAUUUCAAAUCGCUUUCCAAGGAGAUUAAAACAUUUCCCUGACGUCAGAAAAUUCAAACAAGCCCAGGACAGAACACUUGAAAGAGUGAACACUCACUUUCUUUUCCUCCAGAGACAAAACUGUUCAUUUUCAGAGUGGAUGGAGUGGACGUUAUAUUUAGCACUGCCUUUUUUUCUUUGUAUUUCCACCUCAUCAAGGGUCUUCUUGAGCAAGUAGUGACAUUAGAUUGAGGCCGCGGUAAGUAGUGGAGCUAGGGGGGGGGAUAUAGUAUUUUUGGUUGCUUUACCAAUGUUGAUAGCUAAAGAACAACAUGGUUAAUUACUGU